AUGGCACCGGAGUCAAAGGACGAACGCGACAAACGAGUUGCUAAACUCUGGGAAACACUGGAUACUCGACGCGAAGGACAUAUCGACCUGCAUGGCCUAAAGAAAGGUCUCAAAAAAAUCGACCAUCCACUCAAAAAUGCGGAUGAGAUGGUAGUCAGCGUUGUCAAACAAGUCGAUACAAAUGGUGAUGGGCGUAUCGAUCAAACCGAAUUCCGCACAUUUCUCGACCACACCGAGGACGGCCUGUGGAAAAUGUUCCAAAGCAUUGAUCGCAACCACAACGGAGAAAUCGACAAGGCGGAAUUGCGGAAUGCGUUUGCAAGUUCCGGGGUAACAGUCUCUGGCGCCAAGCUCGACCGGUUUUUCGCCGAGGUGGAUAAAAACAACGACGGGGUCAUCUCCUACGCAGAGUGGAGGUAUGACUAUCUGGACACAUGGGAAGGUUGUCAAGACGGGACUGACUUGUUUUUGUUGCUUUCUAGAGAUUUCCUCCUCUUCCUACCCCUCCAUUCUCCGACCGACCUCCACGCAGUCCUCUCAUACUAUACGGCCACGGGUAAUCUAAACCCGGAAGGAGAUGUCCACAUCAAUGACCUGCAGGGUUUAGGUACAGACCAUCCGUUUCUUAAACCUCUUUUGGCCAUCCAGCACCUCAUGUACAACAUCUUAUCACUCCCCGCCUUGGCCUUUCUCCUUCCUUCAGCCCACGCGGAAGCCAUCCUCAUCUCAAAAUCGGGUCCCGUCCUCGAGAAUAAUCAUGUCUCGUUAGACGGCGACUUCGAAAUGGAGUGGUUGACUGUUCCCCAGACUACCGCCAUGCGGAUGUUUUUCCGAUAUUAUGGACGGAAGUUGACCGAAAAUACCCCUCAAUUAGGCUACUUUUUCGCCGGUGGAAUCGCGGGCGCUGUGUCGAGAACAGCUACCGCACCGCUUGAUCGUCUCAAAGUCUAUCUCAUUGCCCAAACCGGGGUGAAAGAAUCAACCGUUCGUGCGGCGAAGGAGGGAGCCCCACUGGCUGCAGCAGGCAAUGCUUCCAAAACACUUUUCGAUGCGCUUAAGGAAUUAUGGCGAGCUGGUGGAAUACGGAGUCUGUUUGCAGGCAACGGAUUGAACGUGGUGAAGGUCAUGCCAGAAUCAGCUAUUAAAUUUGGCGCCUACGAGUCCGCAAAACGAAUGUUUGCCCGACUCGAAGGACACAAUGACCCCAAACGACUCCUGCCUACCUCCCAAUUUAUGUCCGGUGGCUUUGGUGGAAUGGUUGCACAAUGCUUUGUAUAUCCGCUCGACACCCUCAAGUUUCGCAUGCAAUGUGAGACCGUGAAAGAUGGCCCGAAGGGAAAUCAACUGAUCGCAGCAACUGCGAAGAAAGUAUGGAACAAAAAUGGUCUUUUCGGCUUUUUCCGAGGUCUUCCUCUUGGUCUUGUCGGCAUGUUCCCGUAUGCCGCAAUUGAUCUGUCAACAUUCGAAUACCUUAAACGCACCCUCAUUGCCAAAAAGGCCCGCGAACAAGGCUGUCAUGAAGAUGACGUUCCCCUUGGGAACUUUGCAACAGGCGCAAUUGGCGCUACAAGUGGAGGGUUCAGCGCCUCCAUCGUCUACCCCCUCAACGUUCUCCGCACUCGACUCCAAACUCAGGGUACCUUCAUGCACCCCCCUACAUAUACCGGCAUUGGCGAAGUUCUCAGCACUACUUUGAAAGCCGAGGGGCCACGGGGUCUCUACAAAGGCCUCACACCCAAUUUGCUGAAGGUGGCACCCGCCAUGUCAAUCAGUUACGUUGUCUACGAAAACGCGAAGCGUACUCUUGGUCUCCGCUGA
Penicillium salamii is the source of this 1818-nucleotide messenger RNA. The record is from the annotation of a GenBank genome assembly. NCBI's taxonomy places the organism in Eukaryota, Fungi, Ascomycota, Eurotiomycetes, Eurotiales, Aspergillaceae.